GGUGCUGUGUGUACAGAGAGGGAGCUGUAGCCGCACAAUCUUUCAUUCGGCAUGUGGGAGGGGCAGAAGAAGCACUGAUACAGUGGUACCUUGCUGGUACUAAAUUACUGUAAUUUGUGGUUCAGUAGUACGCAAUCCAGAUUUGAACAGGAAAGAAGAUCUAGGUGUGAGAAUGGCAGCCGCUGAAGCACACAGAGUAAUUAUUUAUGGAGGAAAAGGAGCUUUAGGAUCGAAAUGUGUGGAGUACUUUAAGUCAAAAAGAUGGUGGGUGGCUUGUAUUGACAUGGUCGCCAAUGAACAAGCAAAUGCUAACGUGCUUGUUAAAAUGUCGGAAGCAUUCACUGAACAAGCGGAUCAGGUGACGGCUGAUGUGUCCCAGCUGCUUGGGGAGAAUAAAGUGGAUGCCAUACUAUGUGUUGCAGGUGGAUGGGCAGGUGGCAGUGCAAAAUCUAAAUCCUUGUAUAAAAACAGUGACCUAAUGUGGAAGCAGAGUGUUUGGACUUCGCUUAUUUCCAGUCACUUAGCCACUAAACAUCUGAAGGAUGGAGGCUUGCUGACGCUGGCUGGUGCAAAGGCUUCCUUAGCUGCAACACCAGGGAUGAUUGGCUAUGGCAUGGCGAAGGCAGCGGUUCAUCAUCUCUGUCGGAGUCUUGCUGGAGAGAACAGUGGAUUGCCCCCCGGAUCAGCUGCCAUUGCUAUUCUUCCCGUUACCUUGGAUACACCAAUGAACAGAAAAUCAAUGCCUGAUGCAGACUUUGGUUCCUGGACCCCGUUGGACUUUGUUGCUGAAACCUUUUACAACUGGACCACCGGAGUAAAGAGACCUGCUUCGGGAAGCUUGAUGGAGAUGGUUACCACAGGAGGAAAGACUGAGACCACUCCAGUUCCAUUUUAAGGAAGCUUUUAAAAAAUGAUAACUGUGGUUUAGCAUACAGGGCCCUAUCUACAGUACGUACUGACACUGUUCAGGUUGUCAAGGCCCCUUCUAUGCCAAAGUUGUGAAAAAACAACUUAUCUUACAGUUCAUGUGAGUCUGUAUUUUGUGUCUAAACAUUAUAGCUAGAUUUUAAUGAUUAAACAGUGGCAAUUUCAUUGUUUAGCUCAUUUAUGCUUUAUUGGUGUUUUAUUGUAUUGUGGACAAGAGUAGUAAUUCAGAUGAGAUUUAGUUGAUUUGUGUAGGGAACUAAAACGUCUCAUGUCUUGAAUGUACACUGUAGUAUACAGUGGAGUGGCCUUAUUCUGUGUUUACAGCAGUGGAUGGAGUGUGUGCUUGUAAUACAUCACAAUUGGCUAGGGUACAUCCCUACUUUAUUAGAAAUUUAAUUUUGUUGCUUUGUUUGUUGCCAUUUUUAAUUUGGUAGUGUGUAAGCAUAACUAUAAAGCUAUUGUAUGUGUAUUAAAUAAACAUUUGUCUGCAGUAAAACAA
Messenger RNA from Polyodon spathula (Mississippi paddlefish), 1426 nucleotides. Its product is annotated as dihydropteridine reductase-like. NCBI's taxonomy places the organism in Eukaryota, Metazoa, Chordata, Actinopteri, Acipenseriformes, Polyodontidae. Gene Ontology annotation, cellular component: cytoplasm. Gene Ontology annotation, biological process: L-phenylalanine catabolic process; tetrahydrobiopterin biosynthetic process. The coding region runs from base 173 to 895 and encodes 240 amino acids. The record is from RefSeq and is a predicted model, not a curated record. The transcript has 7 exons. Gene Ontology annotation, molecular function: 6,7-dihydropteridine reductase activity; NADH binding; NADPH binding.